AUGUCAGAGCAUUCACACUUAAUGGAUGAGAAUGUAGUAUAAUCAUAAAUAAAUUUCAAAUACAAAACAAAAUUAAAUGGAAUGUAUAAAAUUAUGAAAAUUUAUUUAUAAGAUCAGAACCAUGUGAAUUCUAUUGUUUUACUUGUAAUUAACCUAGAAUAUCAAGGAUAGAAUAUACAUAUAGCAAAGCAACAUUUAUAUGGUGUUGUAUAUUAUGUUUUUGCACAAUAAUAUUGGGUCUAGUGCCAUUUUGCAUGUAGAAAUGUUCUUCGAAAACGCAUUAUUGUCCUAUAUGUGAUAAGAUAGUUGGAUAUACAGAUGGAGAACUUUGUUGA
Paramecium primaurelia is the source of this 335-nucleotide messenger RNA. The record is from the annotation of a GenBank genome assembly. NCBI's taxonomy places the organism in Eukaryota, Ciliophora, Oligohymenophorea, Peniculida, Parameciidae.